AUGAUGGCACUCUUUGUCAUGAGGACGCACGACGAAGAAGGGCCACCGGACGGGCUUCUCCAGCCCCACAUCAUCGAGGCGAUUGCCUCAUCGCUCUGCACGCGAGACGAUUUUACCAGCUUUCUCGACGCGGUGCCCCGCUCGCUGUGGUCGCCGGCGCUCAGCGCGUUGGUCGACGUCUGUGCGAUGGCGCCACCGGACCACCUCUACAACGAGUGGCCGCGCCUCCUCCUCUGCAAGGUAGACGUAUCGCCCGAGAUAUUGGCCAUGCUCGCCAAGGUGCUGCCGCUGCGGCUGUGCAUUGACGUCACGGAUGCAAUCCGGGAGGCGGCGCCGCUGGCCAACCUCCUACAUCCAUCUCGCGUUUGA
This is a messenger RNA of Saprolegnia parasitica CBS 223.65, 369 nucleotides long. RefSeq lists its product as hypothetical. The coding region runs from base 1 to 369 and encodes 122 amino acids. The transcript is spliced from 3 exons. NCBI's taxonomy places the organism in Eukaryota, Oomycota, Saprolegniomycetes, Saprolegniales, Saprolegniaceae. The record is from RefSeq and is a predicted model, not a curated record.